AUGCGUGCGAUCUUGCUUCUUAUGGCCAUACUGGCUAUCGGUCUGGCCGAACUUCUCCCAACGCAACCGGACCAGAAACAGGAUAACGCGAGCGUCGAGAGCACCGAAGACGAUGACCUCCCGGACCAUCCGUUCCAGGAGUUUGACGCGCUGCUUAGUCAGCGGGGUGAGUUGGGAGAAUUUAUAGAAAUUUUUAAAAAAACUUUAGGGAUUGAUCCUAUUGAGCCAAUAUUUUGACCAGACCUUUGUUAAUUGAGAUUCGAUCAAAUAAUUGAAGCUAGGUUAACAAUAGUUUAGUCCCCGAGACCUGAUUAUGAAAUUAGGGCCUUUGAAAAUGGAGUACUAUUUUUUGCUUUUGUCUGAAAUAAUUCGAACAUGCAAUUUAUACGCCUGCUUGCGCCACAAAUCUGUAUUCAAACCGUUUACAGCACAAAACCAUUACCUAGGGAAAAUAAUUCUGCUCAUGAACUGUCAAGGGACUUUAGACAGGGAAAUUAUGCAAAUACUUAAUCAGAAUCGGAAGCAAUAGCAAAUGUACGAUCCCUUGAGACGUAUGUGUUUUUUUUUUGGAUUUUUCAUUAGUCUGGAAUAAUGGAACAAAAAUCUCUAGACAAUAGUACUGCUCCGUGACAUUUCCUGUAUAAUACAUCCAUCACAUAAAAUCUAAAUGAAAUAUCGGCAAUGAAACCCAAAUGUCAAUCUCAAAUCUCAAUAUCACAACCUUUCCAUGUUUUCAUUGGCGAGCAAUUUCUUUGAAACGAUUUUACGAUUUUCGGAACACAAAACAAAGAUUUCCAGAAGACGUUUCCCGAAACAACAGUGUUAUUACAGGUUACGCAUACGUCACUGCGGUCAUGAUAAUGGUGAUGUUCGCGGCAGUGGUCUACUGCCACGUGGUGUCGGUCCGGAAGACUCGGCUGCUGGAGCAGUACGCUCAACAGUAAGUUUGGGACAGAGGUGUUCGCCCCAAGCAUGUUGUAGGCCAACUAUAGGUAGCACAAACGCUUAAGAUAUGGUUAUUUCUGGAACUCUACAAUAAAAUCACAAGAAAAUGUAUGUAAACACGUAGUACUACUCUACUCGAACCAAGCAAAUAGUUGUGACAAUUCAGAGGCCGUCUUCCCGAAUGGUCGCCACUCCUCAUCGACCGUAAAAACAUCCGUCCACCACCGCCAUACGAGCAAGUUGUCUGA
Messenger RNA from Caenorhabditis sp. 36 PRJEB53466, 1193 nucleotides. The record is from the annotation of a GenBank genome assembly. Lineage: Eukaryota; Metazoa; Nematoda; Chromadorea; Rhabditida; Rhabditidae.